Molecule: messenger RNA, 1560 nt
Organism: Trichosurus vulpecula (common brushtail)
Lineage: Eukaryota; Metazoa; Chordata; Mammalia; Diprotodontia; Phalangeridae
Product: non-POU domain-containing octamer-binding protein-like
Exons: 1
Coding region: 16-1440 (474 amino acids)
Biological process (GO): regulation of DNA-templated transcription
Cellular component (GO): nucleus
Molecular function (GO): RNA binding
Source: RefSeq, a predicted model, not a curated record
CAUCAGCGUGCAAAAAUGCAGAGCAACAAAGGCUUUAGCCUGGAUAAACAGAACCAUACUCCAAGGAAGCAGCAUCAGCACCAGCACCAGCACCAACACCAACACCAGCAGCAGCAGCAGCCGCCACCGCCUCCACUGCCACCAAUACCUGCAAAUGGGCAGCAGGCCAACAGCCAGAAAGAAGGCCUGACUAUCGAUCUGAAGAAUUUCCGAAAGCCAGGGGAGAAGACUUUCACCCAGAGCAGCCGCCUCUUUGUGGGCAAUCUCCCUCCUGACAUCACUGAAGAGGAGAUGAGGAAAUUGUUUGAGAAAUACGGAAAGGCAGGUGAGGUGUUCAUUCACAAGGACAAAGGCUUUGGUUUCAUCCGCCUGGAAACCCGCACCCUAGCCGAGAUCGCUAAAGUGGAACUGGACAGUAUGCCCUUACGUGGAAAGCAGUUGCAAGUGCGCUUUGCCUGCCAUAGCGCAUCCCUGACAGUUAGGAACCUGCCUCAGUUCGUGUCUAAUGAACUGUUGGAGGAGGCUUUCUCUGUCUUUGGCCAGGUGGAGAGGGCUGUAGUGAUUGUGGAUGAUCAAGGGAGGCCUUCAGGGAAAGGCAUUGUGGAAUUCUCAGGGAAGCCAGCUGCCCGGAAAGCUCUGGACAGAUGCAGUGAAGGGUCCUUUCUUCUGACCACAUUUCCUAGGCCAGCGACUGUGGAGCCGAUGGACCAGCUAGAUGAUGAAGAAGGGCUCCCAGAGAAGUUGGUCAUCAAGAACCAACAAUUUCACAAGGAACGAGAGCAGCCACCUCGAUUUGCCCAGCCUGGCUCCUUUGAAUAUGAGUAUGCCAUGCGCUGGAAGGUGCUGAUUGAGAUGGAGAAGCAGCAACAGGACCAAGUAGACCGAAACAUCAAAGAGGCCCGAGAGAAAGUGGAGAUGGAGAUGGAGGCUGCUCGCCAUGAGCAUCAGGUCAUGUUGAUGAGGCAGGAUUUGAUGAGACGACAGGAAGAGCUGGCUUGGAUGGAGGAGCUGCAUAACCAGGAGGUGCAGAAACGCAAGCAAAUGGAGCUCAGGCAGGAGGAGGAACGCAGGCGGCGUGAGGUGGAGAUGAGGCGGCAGCAGGAAGAAAUGAUGCGGCGGCAGCAGGAGGGCUUCAAAGGAAACUUCCUUGAUGCGAGAGAGCAGGAGAUGCGGAUGGGCCAGAUGGGUAUAGGAGGUGCUAUGGGCAUAAACAAUAGAGGAUCCCUGGGAGGUGCUAAUGUGCCAGCUGGUGCCCCAAGUGCUCCAGGGCCUGGUCCAAUGAUGCCAGAUGGAACCAUGGGAAUGACCCCACCACCUAGUGACCGCUUUGGCCAGGGUGGUACAAUGGAAGGACUUGGGGCAAUGGGUGGAAACCCUCCCGCAUUCAACCGAGGAACUCCUGGAGGGGACUUUGGCCCAAACAAACGUCGCAGAUACUAAUAGAGUCACAGUGUUGAGUUUUCCCUGACCCUGCAGACAAGGACCCUUUUUGGACUAGCCAGGAUUCUACCUUAGAGGGCUGUUGGGGCUCCGUUCCUCUUACUAGUUAGGCCUCCCCAC